Hydra vulgaris (swiftwater hydra) is the source of this 2631-nucleotide messenger RNA. RefSeq lists its product as uncharacterized. The record is from RefSeq and is a predicted model, not a curated record. Gene Ontology annotation, biological process: DNA transposition; DNA integration. NCBI's taxonomy places the organism in Eukaryota, Metazoa, Cnidaria, Hydrozoa, Anthoathecata, Hydridae. Gene Ontology annotation, molecular function: DNA binding.
AAAAGAUUGUUUUAUUGGUUGUGCACUUAUCGUUUUUAUCAAGAAACCAAGAUUCAUUUAUGUCUUUUACAAAAAGGGGAUACGAAAAGAGACGCAGUAAACGUGUCCAAAAAGAACAUUAAAAAAUACUAAAAUUUUCAUCAGUACAUAUAGAAAAAAAAUCGAAUGUUGAAACUUCUAAAAGAAAUGAUUUCUUAUCUUGCGAAUCUAAAAUAAAAAGAAUAUUUUGACCAUCAUAAGUCAUCGAUUUUGUACAAUGAAUACUCUUAUGACCAAAAGCCUAAUGAGUAUAAGCAUAACCCAACUUUAAAGGAAAGUUUUUCUGCAUGUUUUUCUAACCAAGUAAUUAUGCACUAAACAAGUGGAUUGACAAAGAAUACCAACAAAUUUAUUGUCCAAAAAAAAAACUAUAAUCAUGCACUGAAAAACAACCUUUUGUCAACAAAAGAAUGGCACAAAUUUCCAUUGAUAAAGUAUUCAUUUUCAUGUUGUGAAGAAUACAACUUUCUACAUCAGAUGAGAUAUAUGUUAAAGAAAGCAUUAAAAAUAAGAAUAACAAAUCAUGCCGUUCUUCAUUGCCAGAACCUCCGCCACCUAUUAUGAAUAAGCCCAAUGCUAAAAGUAUAACAUAAAUAUCAUAAUUUUUUCUUAACGAUUUAUAAACUGAAAUAGAUUCUUGUUUAAUUUGAUCUGAAUAAUAUCUAUCUAGCUAUUAGUCUUUUUUUAUGUAUUACUAAGAUUUUCCUUUUAUUUUAACUAUUUGGGUGUCCUAUUAUCUGUAAUGUUGUUAAAUUGGUUACAUAUAUUUAUAUCAUUGACAACAUUCUAUUGUAUUAAAUAAUCCUUUAAUCAACUUGAUAUGAAAAUUGAAAAUUGAUUGAAAGCAUGCUGAAGUUGUUUGAAUUCAGAAAUUGAAAGAGUACAAAAUUGGUUGAAAGAUUAAAUUAAGUAACAGGUAUGGUUGAGGGAUUAUUUAUAGUUCUAAUUAUAAUUAUUUCUUUUGAAUAGAGUUGUUAUCAGAUUCAAAGAUUGAAGAAGAUAAUUUUUCUUCACAUUUUAUUGAUGAACACCAAGCAAAGUUCACAUUGUCAAAGAGUUUUAAGUUUUAAUAGAUGCAAAAUGUUAUUCUCAAGGAGCUUGCAGAAAUAAAAGUUCUUUUAAAAGAAGUUAUAGAAAUUAAGUUUCAGGCUACUGGGGUGAAGUUGCUAGAAUUGGUGGACGAAGUGGUUACACUGGAUAAUAAACUAAAAGAUAAAACUGAGUAUACUAAUUUGCUUGAUAGUUUAAAAAAGAUUGGUGGUGGAAAGCCAAGAGAACAUGUUUUUUUGAUCAUGAAAAGGUUAUUUUCGAAUCAGUUACAGUCCAAAUUAAAUCGAAAAGUUUAUGGGGAAAAGAUAAGCUUAGAAAAUCUAGUAAAUAUAUGGAGUGUUUUACGAGAAAAAGUAAAACUAACAAUAAUAAUGGUUCAUCAUCAAAAUUAUUCAUUGGACAUCCGAUCUCGGGUCAUUUGUGAUCGAAAAAAGGGCCUAACCUACAAGCAAUGUGCAGAAAAAUAUCAAAUAUCGAUAAGUGGUGUUAGAAAGAUGUGUAUAAAAUUUGAAACAACUGAUUCUGUUGAAAAUCAGAAAAGAUUUGGUCGCCCCCUUAAGACUUCAACAAGAACUGAUAUGCUAAUUGCGCGAAUAGCGAAACAAAAUUCAACAAUAACCUCAAGACAGAUUGUUGAGAAUCUUAAAUUAAAUGUUUCCAGUCGAACUGUACAGAGAAGACUUAAUUCAAGUGGUUUAAUAAACCGUCUUCAAAAAAGUAAACCCCUCAUUAGUGGUAUAAACAAAAAAAAACGCUUAGCAUUUGCAAAACUGCAUAUUAACAAGGAUGAGGCAUUUUGGAACUCAGUGUUAUGAUCUGAUGAGAGUAAAUUUCAAAUAUUUGGCUUUAAAAAACGACAAAGAGUUUGGCGCAGACCUUGUGAUGCACUCUUAGAUAGAAAUCUUAGAAAAACUGUCAAGCAUGGAGGUGGCUCAAUUAUGGUUUGGGGAUGCUUUGCUUCAAAUGGUGUGGGAAGACUGGUGAAUGUUGAAGGUAUAAUGACAGGACAAUUGUAUGUUGAUUUGCUUUCCAAACAUUUAUGUCAAUCCGCUAAAAAAUUGAAUUUAGAUCGCAAGUUCUUUUUUCAACAAGACAAUGACCCCAAACACACCAGCAAAGUGGCACAACAUUUCCUCAAAAAAAGUAAAGUUAACAUCCUUAAAUGGCCACCACAAAGCCCGGACCUUUACCCCAUUGAAAAUUUAUGGGCAAUUUUAAAAUCUAAAAUACCUCCUUCAAAACGAACAAAUAAAAAAGAAUUUUUUGAGGUUCUUAGUGAAACUUGGAAUUCAAUUGGUACUGACGUCACGUCAAAGCUUGUAAAAAGCAUGCCAAGACGUUUAGAAGCAGUCGUGAAAGCAAAAGGUGGUGCAACAAAGUACUAAAAUGAAAAUCAGACAUGAUAUUCUUGUAUUUUUAAUAUAUAUUACUGACAAAACAUUAUAUUUCAUAAUAAAAACUCAUAAUAAAAAAAGAUGUUUCUUACUUAUGUCGCAUUUAUUUUGGACAAAAAAGUUGUAAGAUAGCUAGUUUUGUUUAAUA